AUGUCUCCGAACUCCAAAGACGUGUCUGCCAUGAAAGACCGUAUCAUUCAGCAUAUGAAUAAGGACCACCAAGACUCUUUGGUGGAUUAUCUUCGAUUCUACGCCAAUAUUCCUGCGCAGGAAGCCUCUACGGCCAAACUCGUUGAUAUCAACAACGAUGGCAUGACAUUCACAGUCACCAAUGUUGCUAAAAACGGUAGUCCUUCUCGAUCGGUAGUCGUGCAUAUCAACCCUCCUAUAGAUUCGCUCAUGCAAGCCCGAGAACGUCUUGUGGCCAUGGCAUCUGAAGCUAUGGAGGGACUCGGACGAUCCAGGUGGAGGGUUGAGUCGUACCCAAGGCCAUCGCUAGCCGGAAUCCUGUAUGGGGCAACCACUGGGAUUGUCCUUGGGUUGACCCUGUUCCCAAACGAAACGUUGCGUCCCGGAGCCAAGGCACGCCAGAUUGUGCUAUUUGAUUCUGAAAACAUCGCACGCUGGAUUUAUACCUAUCACAGAGAGAUUCGUUCGGUUAUAACGGGUGUCGCCUUCUAUACCGCAAUCAUGCCAAUGCGCCGAAGAUUACAGCGACACUCCUACAAGUCGGGAUGGGGCCAUUGGUUCGCAUGGUUCACAGCGGCAUUGCUCGGAGGGCCAGUUGCAUGCACCUCGUUUGAUAGCGAGGUCAAAGCUGUCGAGACUCAGUCUGCGAAGAAACACUGA
Rhizoctonia solani is the source of this 699-nucleotide messenger RNA. Its product is annotated as 50S ribosomal protein L3. NCBI's taxonomy places the organism in Eukaryota, Fungi, Basidiomycota, Agaricomycetes, Cantharellales, Ceratobasidiaceae. The transcript has a single exon. The record is from RefSeq and is a predicted model, not a curated record. The coding region runs from base 1 to 699 and encodes 232 amino acids.